GUAUAUAAGAGUUAGAGGGGAAAAGAGAGAGGCUAAACCAUGUGUUUCAGACAGCCGAGUCGCAAACAGUAACUCCAACAGUGCCGGCCGCAACACGUCUCUUGUAACCAUGACUACGUACUGGACGCUCACAGUUACGUUCCUAGCAGUGACGGUCCUGUCAACAGGACGAGGGGUUUCCGGUCAGUUCAAGUGCCCCGAGAAGACUGGUUACUUCCCAGAUCCUAUUCAGUGCGACCUUUACUACAAAUGCAAGCAGGGAGAGCCCGAGGAAAAUCUGUGCCCUGACGGACUGGUCUUCGACGAUUCGAACCCCGGCCAAGCACGCUGUGACAUUCCUACGAACGUAGAUUGUGGCGACAGGAACGAACUGCAGGACCCACAACCCAGUAAGAGCUGUCCCCGGGCGAACGGCUACUUCCGGCACUCUGACGCCCAGAUAUGCGACAAGUUCUUCAACUGUGUUGACGGCGUGGCCAACGUAAUGCCCUGUCCACCCGGACUCAUCUACGACGACACCCGAAGCACCUGCGCAUGGCAAGCCGAGAGCCACAGGACGGACUGUGUCCACAGCAAGAGAGAGUUGCUGGAUGACGGAUUCUCCUGCCCAGAAGGUGAAGUGAUUGGUCCCAAUGGACGCGCCCUGCCACACCCAACGUUCCCACACCCUGAAGACUGCCAGAAGUUCUACAUCUGCAGGAAUGGGGUGAUGCCCCAACGGGGCUACUGUCCUUCAGGAACCGUGUACAAUGAGGAAUCCUUCAAGUGUGACGAGCCAGAGAACGUACCCGGAUGUGAAAAGUGGUACGAAAAUGAAGGAAAGAAGAACAGAAAGUAGGAAAGUUGACCGACUGAUGUACACGAAGUGCAACGCUGAGAACGCAUCCCGAGGUGGAAAUGAGCAUCGCAUCUGCACGUGGGAGUGAAUUGAACUCUCUGAUUAAACAAAACAAAAAAACAGCGACAAAUCGCCAACUACGCGCGACAGUCUGUGACCAGCGGUAUAUAUUUAUAGUAGGUCACCAGACAGUGUGCCAAGGUAAAAAAAACGAUCUACAGAAUUAUAUUCCUGUGUCCACGUCCUGAGAUCCGCAGAGGAGCGUCAGGACGAGUUAUUUUAGCAACCAGGAAAAUUUACGUUCCUUUACAAAGAGCUAUAAACUCGCAAAUAUAAUUUAAUGUAUACGUAUCUGUUUCUCGCCCAGGGUUUUAUUAAAAUAAUCUGUACUGAAAUAAUGAAAUAACUUAUUUCUUAUAUGACACAUAUAUUUAAUAUCUCUGACUAUAUGUACAAUCCGAUAUUCUACAUUAAUCUUCAAUAAACUUAAUAAUAAUUAAUAUAAACGGUAAAAGUACAUUAAAUACUUGUUCUUGUGAGUUAGGGACAUUAACCACUUAAGUGACACAAAAAGUUACUGUAUUUGAAGAAAGAGUGGACUAAUUAUUCUCAACUAACAUUAAAUUCAGGGCGAAACGUCAUUUGAAGCCAAGGUUAAGCAGCGGUGAUUGAGAUAAAUUGUGUGACCACCGAAACCUCGCUCGAUAUUUGCGAUGUUCAAUUUUCUCCGUGCAUCGUAGACUCAUCUUGUUGAAACCAGCAGCAUUGUUCUCCAACUUACAAAGAGGAUAAGACAUUCAUAAAUAAUUCCUGGAACUUUCAGCUUUUUUCGAUUCACUCAAGAAAAUUAUAUGAAUUAUCCUCCGUCGAGAAUCAACACACCAUACUUCGACUUUUAAUUAGUUCUUCGGUCUUAAAUGAAAUAUAUGUAGAUUUUCAGCACUGAACAUUCUGCUGUUUCGGAUAUUAAAUGUCCACAUUAGUGGAACCAAGCUUCAUCUACAGAAACAUUAUUCAAAUGCUUACAUCCCCUUGAAUGAAUUGUGUUAAACAUUUACAGUACUGAACGGUUCACCAGAAGAUAUAUUGUCGAUUUCUUUGGCACAAGAUAACCGGUAAAUGUAUCGUUAAACUUAUUCGAGCAGGAUAAGUAAGGAGACGCCAAGUAGUUACACUUGUGAAAAAGACAUCCUUGCACUUCGACUGUUUGAAGACAAGUGACGGACCGGGACGAACAGGUUACAACAGUACGUAGUAGGCUCUUGUAUAUUUACUAAUGCAAAGGAACUGUAUUCAAUUGCAACUACUACUAAAUAUUGUUAUAAGUUGCUUGACUUUUAGAACAACCUGUAUAUACGAUUUAAAUGCUAAACCAAGAGUGUUUUAACAUUCUAUAUCAUUGGAGUUGGUGUUUUUAAUGCUACUGAGGUUAAAAACUUGGUUUAGAAAAACUUUCCUGUUGAGGAAUAAAAACAUUUGCGAACGUA
Zootermopsis nevadensis is the source of this 2325-nucleotide messenger RNA. Its product is annotated as protein obstructor-E. Gene Ontology annotation, cellular component: extracellular region. Gene Ontology annotation, molecular function: chitin binding. NCBI's taxonomy places the organism in Eukaryota, Metazoa, Arthropoda, Insecta, Blattodea, Termopsidae. The record is from RefSeq and is a predicted model, not a curated record.